AUGCUGAACUGCGUCCUGGUGGCGAGUGUGUUCGUCCUGACUGCCUUAUGCUCCAAGAGCCCGUCGGAGAGCCGUAAGAUUGCCAAAGACAUCUGCAAGAAUCGAUGUGCGUGCGAGGAGAGGGAAAAUGUGCUGAAUAUUAAUUGCGAGAAGAAAGGCUUCACCAAGGUUAGCUGGCUGCAGCCGCCGCACAACCGGAUCUACCAGCUUUUCCUGAACGGGAACUCCCUGAGCAAGCUCCCUCCCAACGGCUUCAUCAAUUUUACCAACACCAUCACCCUGCACUUGGGCAGCAAUGGGCUGCAGGACAUCCGGAACGGCGCUUUCCACGGGCUGGCCACUCUGAAGAGUCUGCACUUGAACAACAACAGACUGGAAGUGCUGAGGGAGGACACCUUCCUCGGGCUGGAGAGUUUGGAGUACCUGCAGGCAGAUUAUAACUACAUCACCAGCAUUGAGGCCGGCACCUUCAGCAAGCUCAAUAAGUUGAAAGUCUUGAUCUUGAACGAUAACUUGCUGCCCGUCCUCCCCAAUAAUGUCUUCCGCUUCGUGCUACUCACCCAUCUGGACCUGAGGGGGAACCGGUUCAAAAAGUUGCCCUUUACGGGGGUUCUGGAACACAUUGGUGGCAUCAUGGAAAUCCAGCUGGAAGAGAACCCUUGGAAUUGUACCUGCGACUUAGUCCCCCUGAAAGGUUGGCUUGAUACAAUCUCCUACCUUGUCAACGAUAUGGUGUGCGAGACCCCGUUCCGCUUACAUGGGAAGGAUGUCAUCCAGUUGAACAAGCAAGACAUCUGCCCCCGGAAAACCGCCGGCGACUCCGGCCUGAGGAUUGAGCGGCCGCCCAAGGUCGCCCCCCACUUGCCGUCCACUGUGAGCUCGUCGCUGACUCCGGCCAACCCGACCCCGAGAGGGGCAAAGCCUGGCCGCCACUCCAAGAGCCGCACCCGGCCCACGCCUGCCCCCAACCCCCGGCAGAUAUUCGGCCCUAUCAUGGUCUACCAGACCAGAUCCCCAAUUCAGACCAUCUGCCCCAACAUCUGCUCCUGCAGUGUCCAAAACUCAGACAAUACCCUCAAUGUGCACUGCCAGGAGAGAAGAAUCAGAAACAUUACAGACCUCCACCCCAAACCCUCCAGCCCAAAGAAACUCUAUCUCACGGGUAACCUGCUUCAUAUUGUUCAGCUCAAUGACCUGAGGGACUACAGGGGCUUGGAACUGCUGCACUUGGGGAACAAUCGGAUAUCUGUCAUUCAGGAAGGCGCUUUCCGCAACCUCAGUCACUUGCGCCGGCUCUACCUCAAUGGCAAUCACAUUGAGAGGUUGUCGCCGGCUCUGUUUGGGGGUUUACAGAGACUCCAGUAUCUCUACCUGGAGUCCAACGUCAUCAAAGAAAUUCUGCAGUACACCUUUCAUUCUUUGGCGAGGCUCAGUCUCCUGUACCUCAACAACAACCUCCUCAGAUCCCUGCCCAGCAACGUCUUUGUAGGCACCAAUCUGACCCGGCUCAACCUGAGAAACAACCACUUCUCUCAGCUGCCGGUGCGGGGUGUCUUGGACCAGCUCCCCGCCGCGGUGCAGAUCGACCUUCAGGAGAAUCCCUGGGACUGCGCCUGUUCCAUCGUGGCUCUCAAGAGCUGGAUCGAACAGUCCAGGGCUGGCGUGGUCAUCAGCGAGGUCUCCUGCGAGUCCCCGGCCAAGUACGCGGGCCGGGCUCUGAGCUCCCUCCGAAACCAGGAGAUCUGCUCCGAAUACACCGACCUGGCCGCCGCCAGCCCCCCGGCUAUCACGCACAGCUCCAGCCUGCUGGACGGGGACCCCGGCACCCUCGGCCCCGAGGUCCCCCGGGCCAGCGCGGUCCCACUCUCGGUCCUCAUCCUGGGUUUGCUGGUGGUCUUCAUAUUGAGCGUCUGCUUCGGGGCGGGUCUGUUCGUCUUCGUCCUGAAGAGGCGCAAAACCGGACAAAGUGGCCGCAGCAGCAGCAGCGGCGGCGGCGGCGGCGGCAACAACAACAGCAACAGCAACAGCGGCGGCGGCGGCGGCGUCGUCCCCAACAACCUGGACCUGAACUCUUACCAGCUCCAGUAUGGUCCGCACGGCAGCGAGCCGGGGGAGAAGGCAGAGGCGCACGUCUACAACUACAUCACCCACCCGGUGGGGCAAAUGUGCAAGAACCCCAUCUACGUCCAGCGGGAGGGCGAGCGAGUGGCCUUUUACCGGGACUUGCAGGACCUGAGCUGCGGCGGCCUGGGGCUGAAGAAGGCCGGUCAGCUGGCCGCUCGCGCCUACUCCAUCAGCACGGUGGAGCUGCUGCAACAGCAGCCCCCUUUGCUGGCCAGGCACCCGGAGCUGCUGUACCAGAACCUGGCCGAGCGGGCCAAGGUGCUGCCCGGCGGGGCUGACGCCCACUACAGUUUCUGCACUUUGCCCAAGCGCCCCUUCGCCCCGUCCCACGAGGCCAGGCACAAGGACCAGGACAGGCUAAACAAAACCGUCUUGUACGGGACACCGAGGAAGCAGUCCAGGGAGCCGCCGAGAAGUGACAACCCUUCACUGCAAGGGCAAGAACCAGACUACCUCGAAGUGUUGGAGAAACAGACUGUUAUCAGCCAGCUGUAG
Molecule: messenger RNA, 2619 nt
Organism: Carcharodon carcharias (great white shark)
Lineage: Eukaryota; Metazoa; Chordata; Chondrichthyes; Lamniformes; Lamnidae
Gene: slitrk2
Product: SLIT and NTRK-like family, member 2
Exons: 1
Coding region: 1-2619 (872 amino acids)
Biological process (GO): positive regulation of synapse assembly; regulation of presynapse assembly; axonogenesis
Cellular component (GO): glutamatergic synapse; membrane
Molecular function (GO): protein binding
Source: RefSeq, a predicted model, not a curated record